Entrophospora candida is the source of this 309-nucleotide messenger RNA. NCBI's taxonomy places the organism in Eukaryota, Fungi, Glomeromycota, Glomeromycetes, Entrophosporales, Entrophosporaceae. The record is from the annotation of a GenBank genome assembly.
AUGAGUGUUUGUAAAUUAUGGAAAGAAUUGGUGCAAAAGGUGAUUAGUGAACAUCUUAAUCUUAUGCAUAAAGAAUGUUGGAAAUUUGGUUUUAGUAAUGAAUCUUCAACCAUUAUUUUUGAUCCUGAUAAUGAAUUAUUUCCACGUCAAUACACUUUGCUUCUUUUAUCAAGUCAAUUGUCAAAGAAAAAAAAUAUCUCAACGAUUGAAUAUCACAAUCUUGACGCAUAUAAUCUUUUGCUAAAUAUCGAAGAAAUAUCUACGGCUAGUGUUCCAGCCAAAUAUGAUGAUUAUAAUAGAUUUUUUUAA